AUGUUCCUCCGCUCGCUUGUCCGUCGAUUCGCGACGUCCGCCGCCGAGCCACUACGAAAAACGCCAUUGUACGACUUUCACAUCCAAAAUGGCGGGAAAAUGGUCCCGUUCGCGGGAUAUUCAAUGCCGCUUUCAUACGGGGACGUGGGGCAGGUCGCUAGCCAUAAUCAUGUCCGUAGUAGCGUAGGCCUGUUCGACGUCGGCCACAUGGUCCAAUCGAAUUUUCGCGGUCCCACUGCUCAGCCUUUUCUCGAAUGGCUGACACCUUCGGCACUAAGCGGUCUGUCUCCGUACACGUCAACGCUCUCUGUCCUGCUCAACCAGAACGGAGGAAUCAUCGACGACACGAUAAUAACCAAACAUGCGGAGGACGCAUUCUAUGUGGUCACCAAUGCUGGGAGGAGAGAGCGCGAUCUGGGCUGGUUUACGGAGAAAAUAGAUGAGUGGAACAAUGGAGAAAGAGCCAAGAAGGAUGGACCGGUGGAGAUGGAGGUGCUGGAUGGAUGGGGACUGAUUGCUUUGCAGGGUCCUGUCGCGGCCGCAUACCUUCAAUCUCUCACCUCAUUUGACCUUCGCACCCUAACAUUCGGCAAAUCGGCGUGGAUUCCCAUUGACGGAGGAUACACCCUGCACGUUGCCCGUGGCGGAUACACCGGCGAAGAUGGAUUCGAAAUCUCCAUUCCACCUCAAAGCACAACGGAAAUCGUCCGAGACUUGCUCUCCCGGGACCCCGUCCAGCUGACAGGACUGGGCGCCCGAGACUCGCUGAGGCUGGAAGCGGGUAUGUGUCUGUAUGGCCAGGAUUUGGACGAGGAGACUACACCGCUCGAGGCGGGUCUGGGAUGGGUAGUCGGGAAGGAGAGGAAGAUUGCCGGAGGGUUCAUUGGUUUCGAGGGUGCUCUGAAGACGCCGACGCGUCGACGCGUUGGGUUGGAGGUAGAAGGUGCACCAGCGAGACAAGGCGCAAAGAUUUAUUCGCCUGGCACGGGCGUCCUUCUUGGGGUGGUUACUUCUGGUAUUCCAUCGCCUACACUGGGUAAGAAUAUCGCGAUGGGGUAUGUUAGCGUUGAAGGUGGGAAGAGUAAGAAGGGCGCCGAGGUUGAGGUCGAGGUGAGGGGCAAAAGAAGACAGGCAAAGGUCGUAGGCAUGCCCUUCGUGCCAACGAGGUAUUGGAGAGGUUGA
Molecule: messenger RNA, 1182 nt
Organism: Guyanagaster necrorhizus
Lineage: Eukaryota; Fungi; Basidiomycota; Agaricomycetes; Agaricales; Physalacriaceae
Product: glycine cleavage system T protein
Exons: 4
Coding region: 1-1182 (393 amino acids)
Biological process (GO): glycine catabolic process
Cellular component (GO): glycine cleavage complex; mitochondrion
Molecular function (GO): aminomethyltransferase activity; protein binding
Source: RefSeq, a predicted model, not a curated record